CUUCGCUCUCAAAAUCGAGAUACUCUAAUACCAUGGUUCUCCUAUCUCAAACUAUUUCUUACUGCACUGUACAAACUGCCAUCAUUCAAAGGCACAAUUUGGCGUGGUGUUAGUGGAAAUAUCAGUGAUCAAUACGAUGAAGAUCAAAUAUGGUGGGGUGCGAGCUCGUGCACGGAGACGAUGAACGUCAUGGAAGGAUUUGUCGGUCUCGACGGUGUGCGUACCUUGUUUAACAUUGAAUGCAUCAAUGGCAAGGCUAUUCGAUCUCACUCUUACUACAAGACAGAGAAUGAAAUUCUACUCAUGCCCGGCACCUAUCUGCAGAUAGUGAGUAAAUGGAGUCCAGCCAAAGACUUGUACAUUAUUCAUCUGCGAGAGACAGCUGCUCCAUAUCAAACAAUCGCACCGCCUUGUGAUCCACCAUCGCCGUUGAUCGACAUGCCCUCACUAACAACACCUGCAAUUUCCAAGGAGAAGAAGAGCCUGUCAAGUGGUUAUGUCGCAUCUGCGCAAUCACAUGGACCACAAUUACAAGGCAUCGAAACACGUUAUAUUAAUGGGAAUAAUGGAAAUGAAACAACGAAUACAUCGGCCUUUGAUCGCUCUACGAAAGCAUUGGUUAAUCAAUUUUUUGAAUGCGACUGGUUAUAUGAAAACAUACGAAGAAUAAUUAAUUCACCAACAACAGGACUUGUUUCACAAGCAGUUGUAGCAAAUUUAUCAUCCGAAUUACGCGAAUAUCACCGACUAGUAUCGGUCAUUGAGCAACAGCUUGGUAAUGCGUUUGAUCCAGCAGGAUCUGUUUCGUUGGAAAAACUGCAUGUAUGGUUAUCGACACCAAUGCAGCGUUUAAAAUCUAUCGCAUCGAUCAGUGAACAUCAAGGGGGUGCUUUACUAUCACUGUUGUAUACUCAUCAACAACAUGGUGAUUCGUUACAGCAAUCAACAGUUUAUCCACUGUUGUAUAAGUGUACAAUACCCAUACGCGAUAUGAUUGUGGAAUGGAUAUGUAAUGGAAUAAUCAACGAUCCUUACCAAGAAUUUUUUGUUUCAGUCGAUAAGAAAAUAGACGAUGAAAACCUAUGGUAUGAAAAGUAUAGUUUACGGACGUCUAUGAUACCAUCGUUUCUCACAGACGAACAAGCAGAAAAAAUUUGGAUUACCGGUAAAUCAAUCAAUUUUUUACGUGUAUUAUGCAAGGAUCGUACAGUUUUACAAGUUGUUGACAUACCAGCCUCACCUGAAACUUUAUUUCAACAACAAUCAUCAACAGAAUUUCAUGAUAUGAUAAUAUCCGCUUAUAAUGAGACAACACGACAUUUACGACUAAUAUUAGAUGAAAAAUAUCAUAUGAUGGAUCAUUUCAAAGCCAUCAAACGUUAUUUGUUAUUGGGUCAGGGUGAUUUUAUUAAAUAUUUAACGGAUCUAAUGGAAGUUGAGUUAAAUAAACCGGCAAAUCAAGUACUCUAUCAUAAUUUACAACCUUUAAUGGAUUCGGCUAUUCGUGUUACGAAUGCACAGUUUGAAAAAGAAGAUAUUAUUAAACGAUUAGAUCUAAGAUUAAUGUAUGUAUCAGCGUCCGAGUUAGGCUGGGAUGUUUGCUGUUUAGAUUAUAAAUUAGGUGGACCAUUGAAAACAAUAUUCACAGAAGAUAAUACACUAAGAUUCAUGAGAAUAUUUAAUCAUUUAUGGAGAGUGAAACGAGUGGAAUAUACAACAUGUGGAGUGUGGAAACAAUUGAUAAAAAAUUCCAGACGAUUUUCAUCGAUACCAGAAAUAAUUUAUUUAAUGCAUACCUGUUUUGGUAUAUCAAAUGAAAUGACACAUUUUAUUCAAAGUAUCAAUUAUUAUAUUAUGUUUGAAAUAUUAGAAUGUUCGUGGAGUGAUUUAUUGUCUAAAUUAAAAGAUGCCAAAGAUUUACAACAAAUUUUGGAAGCAAAUAAUGAAUCAUUAGAAAAAAUAAUUAUACGUUUAUUAUUAGAUGCUGAUGAAAAAAGUCAAGAUUUAGCAAAACAAUUACGGUGUAUAUUUGAUUUAAUAUUAAAUUUUGAUACAUUAACACAAAAGUUAUUUUUAACUGUUGAUAAUGAAUUGGAGGCGCGAUUAAGUUAUCAACAACAACGACAAUACGAGGAUAAAGAUGCUGAAUUACGACGAUUUCACCAUGUUUUCAAACCGGCAUUAAAAACAAUCAAAUGCGAAAUACAGAUAUUAAAAAAGACAUUCCGAGAUGCUGUAUUGAAAUUUUUACAGCAGUUAAAAACUCAUCCCGAUAUUACCUUACGUUGUCUGAGUUUUCGUUUAAAUUUUAAUGAAUUUUAUAAAGUAUCAUGA
Molecule: messenger RNA, 2334 nt
Organism: Didymodactylos carnosus
Lineage: Eukaryota; Metazoa; Rotifera; Eurotatoria; Philodinida; Philodinidae
Source: the annotation of a GenBank genome assembly